This is a messenger RNA of Odontomachus brunneus, 1404 nucleotides long. RefSeq lists its product as uncharacterized. The transcript has a single exon. The record is from RefSeq and is a predicted model, not a curated record. Gene Ontology annotation, biological process: sensory organ development; Notch signaling pathway. The coding region runs from base 246 to 737 and encodes 163 amino acids. NCBI's taxonomy places the organism in Eukaryota, Metazoa, Arthropoda, Insecta, Hymenoptera, Formicidae.
AUCGUGCUAAGGCACCAUUCGCUCACUAGCGUCUCGCUCCAAAGCAACUACCCAAAAGCAUUCACAGAUCCUACGCUACCACGUUCCACCGAGUUCCUAUCGAACGACAGUUCGUGCCACGUGCUUCGGGUUCCGACAGUUCGAAGGAAGAAACCGGUUCAGUGUCCCGUGGUUCGAAGGAGAAGAUCUCUUGGAAAGAGAGAGAUAGAGAGAGAAAGAGACACACGCACAGAGCGAGAGGAAAUAUGGCGGCCAUCACUAUGAGCCACGUGUUUGAGUACGAGAACGAGCUCAACGACAAUCUCUACAACCUGAAGAUGUCGGGCAAGGCCGUGAGCAGCGGUAGGAGAAUACGCAGCAUACUGAAGCCACUGUUGCGACUCUUGAGGACGAAGCGAACGAGCAAGUACACUUCCAACAAGAGCCAGAAAGCUGUACCUCAGGUGGAAAUCUUCACCGAGGAAGUCGACAACCAGAACAACGCCAACGAGGCGCUAGAGCGCAGACUAUUGGCGGAGCUGCAAGACGCCGAGGAAGGAGCUGCCAUCACUGUCUGCCUGGACGGGCAGAUGACCGUCGUGCCGGUUGUGCCUGGUCAGUGCUACGUGCCGGUGCAUUUCGCCCACACCCACGCCGGCGACUUCUACUGGACAACCCUGAGCAUGGCUGACAGUGAUCUGUGUUACAAGGAGCGCGCCUUCUCGCAACACCAACUGCCCGAGAUGCAAGUGGCGUGAGAGAAGUCAGCGUCAUCGUUGUCGAGGACUACGUUGCCGCAUCUACCUCAAGGGCGAAUCCGAGCUAACCUGGCCUACUCGAGGUUCGUUCGUCUUCUUUACGCGGAAACCCGAUCUCAAAGUCCUCGAGAUCAAGAACAUCCACGAUCUGCCAUCAGCCACGAGAUGUGGGGAAGAAACGUCGGAUUUAGACAUUGAGACGAGAGAUUUUACAUAUAAACUGUGAUUUUGUUUAAGCUAGAUGUAAACUUUAAUUUAUGUAUUUCGUAUGUCAUUAACACACAAUUGACUGAUCAAAACGAGAAUUUUUCGCGAAAAUAAUCAAAAUUUACUAGAGAAUACCUCAGUGACCGUGUGAGAGUGAGAGAGAGAGAGAGCGAGAGAGAGAGAGAGAGAGAGAGAGAGAGAGGGAGAGAAUGUGUGUAUAUGUAUGUAUGGCGAGAGAGUGAAAGAAAAAAGAUAUAUAUACACACACAUAUAUAUAUUUUUUAUAUUACAGCGACGCGUUGUCGCAUUUGUGAUACUUGUAAUGUUGAUACUCUUUAGAAAAUAACAGACUUGGUGUAAUUUUGAGAUUGUGAUAUCGGCUUUAACGUCAGCAAGUAUUGCUGACACUUUCCUAAUGUCUUCCUACGCAAAUAUUUCUAAAAUAAAUGUUACUUAUAAG